Durusdinium trenchii is the source of this 1804-nucleotide messenger RNA. Lineage: Eukaryota; Dinophyceae; Suessiales; Symbiodiniaceae. The record is from the annotation of a GenBank genome assembly.
GCAUCCAACCUCACCCCCUACCUCGAUCACCGUCCUUCUCUCCAUGGCCGUGUCCGACGCGGGCACGCCGUGCCCAGCGCCGACACCCGAUGCGGCCGCGAUGGCGGUCGCGCGGCCGCGGAUCAGCUGUUCCAGUUGCCUCUGCGGAGGUCAGGUCCUUCAUUUCCAUGUCAUGCAGCUGGAAGGCCAGAUCUUCCUGUGGAUCGGCGGUGAACGCUUGGGCUUGGACGAUCUCCAUGUGGCCACGCCCACCCGCUUCGACGCAUUGCCCAGCGUGGCCUCGCUCCGGGGAGAAGUGGAUGGCCAUGCGAGCGGUUUGGCACAGAAGCUGUCCAGGCGCUUUGGACGGAUGAUCUUCUUCAGCCUCAACCUGCCGGAGGAAGUUCAGGCAGAGACGAUGCUCGCCCUUCAGUGCAAGUCCAGUGGGCGACGCCAAGCCUGUGGAGUAAGCAAGUGUUGGCAAGUUAGUUCCCACGGCCGCGUGUGCACGACAAAUGGUCGGAUAUCACACGGGUCUUUGCAAUCAAGUGGCUACUGCAGGGUUAAGAUUUUGGGCCACGACUUUUAUGUCCAUCGUGUGGUGGCCUCAGCUUUCCUCGGUCCUCCACCAGAUGGGUCAAGAUGGCAGGUGCAUCAUCGAGAUGGCAAUCCUUCCAAUAAUCGUUUGGACAAUCUGGAAUAUGUGACUCAGAGCCAGAACAUUCUUGCCUCCUACGCGAGCUUAUCUAGACGGUGCGGUGCUGCAAAGCGGGCCGUGUCUGUAAUGUGGAGAGCUGUGGGGUCCCAAAGCUGGACCACUUCCCUUUCAAUGACGCAAGCAGCAGCGGAGCUUGGCAUAAGCCAGUGGUCAAUCUCCCACGCCUGCCGCAAAAGCAAAGUAGUCAAAGGCUAUGAGUUUGAAGUUGCACAUUGUGGUGAGAUGAGAGUCCAAGAGGGAGAGGAGUGGCGGCAAAUGUAUGAUCCUGUUUCAGGCCUGGAGGUGCCCGGACGGAUGGUGAGCUCUCUGGGAAGGCUCAAGUUUCGAAACGGGCGAAUAUCAUUGGGAUCUUUGCGCAAAGUGGGGUACUACACAACAGGUAUCAGCUUGACCUCACACAGACGUAGUGAAUUGGUCCAUCGCAUCGUGGCAUAUGCAUUUCUAGGGCCACCUGCUUCUUGGCAUAGGGGCUAUGUUAACCACAAAGACCUGGACAAGGGAAAUAACGCAGUUGAAAACUUGGAGUAUGUAUCACAGUCUGAGAACACAUUUCACUGUUUUGCCACUACAGUCAGUACAGGCUCUCCUAGGCAUAAUGGUAUACAAGUGGAAAGCAGACCUUUGGACUGCAACUACUCUUGGACAAGACAUCCUUCUAUCAAGAGUGCUGGCCGUGCUCUCGGUAUAAGCCCAAGGAGCAUUUUUGCUUGCCUCAGGGAGCAGCGUGCAAACACUUGUGGCUACCAGUUCAGAUUGGCAGAUGCUCCACCCACGAGGUUCCUUCCAGGUGAAGUGUGGCGUUUGGUUGAUGUUGCAGCCCUUCUUCGAGAGAGGGCCAUGCGAACAGGCAGAUGAUCAUUUUGCAGUCACACCCGCUUUUUACACCUUGAGCCCGUAAUGGUCGAACAGUAAAUAGUAGGCGGAGAAAUGUGCCAAGUGUCAUUUUCAUAGCAUGCGGACAGCUUGUGAUGAUCAAGCUUUGAGUUCCACCCUUGAUCAUCCGAGUUCCACCCUUUAUCGAGCCAUUGAAGACACAGCAACGGCAUAUUUAUGUUGGCAGCACCAAAAAUGACCGUGACCAAUGGAUUUGAUUUUCAUUUGCGAAAC